Nematolebias whitei (Rio pearlfish) is the source of this 453-nucleotide messenger RNA. RefSeq names its product COP9 signalosome subunit 9 (gene cops9). NCBI's taxonomy places the organism in Eukaryota, Metazoa, Chordata, Actinopteri, Cyprinodontiformes, Rivulidae. The record is from RefSeq and is a predicted model, not a curated record. The transcript is spliced from 3 exons. Gene Ontology annotation, biological process: negative regulation of protein neddylation. The coding region runs from base 106 to 279 and encodes 57 amino acids.
AAAUUAGCGUCGCACACAACUGUUUUGUUUACGAACGCGGGGUUAGUUUAGCUAACCGCCAACAUUCGAAAGCUUCGUUAAAAAAGCCGAACUGUCUGUGUGGAGAUGAAACCUGCAGUGGACGAGAUGUUUCCUGAAGGAGCCGGACCCUACGUGGAUCUGGACGAGGCAGGAGGCAGCAGCGGCCUGCUGAUGGACCUAGCAGCAAAUGAAAAAGCAGUGCACUCAGAUUUUUUUAACGACUUUGAGGAUCUCUUUGACGACGAUGACCUGCAGUGAUCGCAGCUUCCGAGCAUCCGUGGGAUUCUGUGAACAUGUGCAUAAAAAAGAAGCGAAGAAGAUGGGCCUCCUCUCCUAUAAUUACUGUCUUACUUGUACAUCCUCCUCUCUUAUAUGUGAUUCAGCACCAUAUUAAAAUAAAGCUGUUAUGUUUUCCCCAAAGAAACAAAAAAA